GUCCUGGCUAUUUCGCACCCAGUCACUGUCAGUCUGCUCCGCCGUAAACACCCCCGCAACAGAAGUGUCAUGAGAGCUCCCGCGGGAAUCGGCUGCGCCCUUGGUUAACGAUGUUGCUCGGGACUCGACCAUGCCAUGCGAGACUGAUGAAGACGAAGAAGAAGCCGAGGAAACAAUAUGAUCACCGCGAAGAUAAUGCGCAUUCUCAGAAAUAAGGUCCUGCUCACGAUCCUCAUCCUCCUGGGAGUGGCCUAUUGCGGACUGUCCCUCUGGUCCGAGAAUUCUAGUGCAGUAAAUGAUACCGAAGGUGAAGUUGCUGGGAGAGCAGAGUUUCGAUGGGGUCCAGAAGCAGGAAAUGGCACAGGAACUGAUAAAGUGACCACAUGCAGAAAUUCAGUCCAAGGGAAGGUUCUGCUUGCAGAUGACCAAGGGUACGUGUGUCACAGAGUUGACCGCCUGAGCACAGGAUGUUGCAACACUGCUGUUGAUACAACUCAUCGAUAUGUUUGCGAUACCUGCAGUGUCCAUGGUUGCUGUGCUAUUUACGAGUACUGUGUAUCAUGUUGCCUGCACCCGGAUAAAAAAGCUUUGCUGAAGAAGGUUUUAGGACAAAUCAGCGAUAAUAGUCCUCUAUAUGCUUCUGUAUCGGAUCAUUUUGAAUUGUGUUUGGUUAAGUGUCGCACAUCCAGCCAGUCUGUGCAACAUGAAACACUGUAUAUAGACCCUAGAGCUAAGCAUUGUUAUGGGGAAGGCCCUCCAUCUCUUAAUAAUAAUGAAACAUGAUUGUACAAAGAUAGUUUAGAUGUAUUUUGUGUUUUUAAAUGCUCCUUUAUCUUAUUUUUAAAAAACCUAUGAUGCAUUCAUGUACAUUGACUAAAAACUAUUCAGGAUGCAAUAUUUUAACUGUAUUUUAGAGGGGGGGCAGCAUUUCUUCAUUUGAAGGUAGGAUAAUACUACAGUGCUAUUGUCGGAUACUGUAGUAGUCAUAAUUAUAUUUGGUGAUUUAUUUUUCUAAUGCUUUUCAAAAUGCAGUGGUAAUUUUUUACUUUUUUAUUGAUUUUAAUUUAACAUUUUUGUUGUGUACUUCUUUAUUCAAAGUAGUUGCUAAUGAUUUGGUUCUAUUAAAAGAUUGACAUUUUUAUCAAAAGUUUAAAUGUAUUUUAUCAUGUUGGAUUUUAAGGUUGUGUUAAAUUUUUAUAAUGAAACAUCCUUUUAGAACUAGAAAAAUCAUCUUUAUGUAACCUUUCACAAUAAAAAGACUAGAUCCCA
Molecule: messenger RNA, 1269 nt
Organism: Macrobrachium nipponense
Lineage: Eukaryota; Metazoa; Arthropoda; Malacostraca; Decapoda; Palaemonidae
Product: SREBP regulating gene protein-like
Exons: 4
Coding region: 178-783 (201 amino acids)
Biological process (GO): positive regulation of SREBP signaling pathway
Source: RefSeq, a predicted model, not a curated record